AUGCCCCCGCUGCCCAGCACUGUGGGCCUGGCAGUCCUGAUCUUCUGGGCAGGCCAGACAGUGAACACCUUGAUGCCCAAUGCCACCCUAGUGCUGGCUUGGACCGAGGGCACAGCAGUGCACUCUCUAAGUGGCCUGGGGGUGCCCCACUACCGGCGGAAGCGCCACAUCUCUGCCCGGGACAUGAGUGCCUUACUGGAUUAUCACAACCACAUCAGGGCCAGCGUGCACCCACCAGCUGCCAACAUGGAGUAUAUGAUCUGGGAUGAGCGACUGGCCAGGUCUGCUGAGGCCUGGGCCACCCAGUGCAUCUGGGCCCAUGGGCCCUCACAGCUGAUGAGAUUCGUGGGCCAGAACCUCGCCAUCCAUUCUGGCCGGUACCGCUCGGUGGUCGAUCUCGUGAAGUCUUGGUCUGAGGAGAAGCGGCAUUACUUGUUUCCAGCCCCAAAGGACUGCAGCCCACACUGCCCCUGGCGCUGCAGUGGCCCUGUGUGCUCCCACUACACCCAGAUGGUGUGGGCAUCCUCCAACCGGCUGGGCUGUGCCAUCCACACCUGUGGCAGCAUCAGCGUCUGGGGCAGCACUUGGCACCAGGCAGUGUACUUGGUCUGCAAUUACGCUAUUAAGGGCAACUGGAUCGGCGAGGCUCCAUACAAGAUGGGGAGGCCGUGUUCUGCCUGCCCCCCCAGUUACCAAGGCAACUGCAAUAGCAAUAUGUGCUUCUCUGGGCUCAAAUCCAACCGGCUCCUGUGGUUCUAAAUUUUUCCUGUGCUCUGGCGGGCCUUUAGUGGGCCUGAUCCUCUAAGGGUCCCUCCCUAAAGAUGGGUCAAGGAAAAAAAAAUUUUGAAGACAUGAAUUGGACUCCCUCCACUGAUCAGAAUUUUUCUUCCCGAUUGCAUUUUCUAAAUGUCUAGCAUGUGCCAGAAGAAAACGACUGCCUUGCCUUCCUUCUGUAGUCAGUUGCAUCUUUCUUUUCUCUGGCCUCCAGGAAGGAGGCCUGCGUUUUUAAUUGACUCAUUUCUCAGAGAGCCAUGGUUGGAAGGAACAGUGGCAGCAGUUUUGUGACUCUCAGGUCUCAAACUCACAAGUCUUUUGCCAUCCAAUAAAAGGUAUCUAUGAAAUAACCUUAAUCCUGAAAACCACCUUUAUUAACCAGUUAAUCGCCACCUAGCUUCUGGCUAUUAACCAGAAGACCUGUGAUCCCCUCCUUGAGGCACCCCAAAGUUUGCCAGGGGUAACUCUCUCUGGAUCUAUCCUACCCUUCCCCCCUUUCAGCCUCUCUGCUUUAGUCUCUCCCUUUCAUCUACUUGCCAGCUCUGUCCCUAUCUGUCUUACUCUGUAUUUCUCCUGUAGAAUUCUUUCUCAUUCCCAUUAACCACUUCCCCUUUCCCCACCUUUCCCCACCCAGAUACCAUUAACACACAAAAGUUCUUU
Messenger RNA from Myotis lucifugus (little brown bat), 1434 nucleotides. RefSeq names its product R3H domain containing like (gene R3HDML). Bases 1 to 759 code for a protein of 252 amino acids. The record is from RefSeq and is a predicted model, not a curated record. The transcript has 5 exons. Lineage: Eukaryota; Metazoa; Chordata; Mammalia; Chiroptera; Vespertilionidae.